AUGGCCAGCCCUGUAACUGCUCCCUUCAAGUCCGUCCGGGUGGACGCUCUUGUCGUUCUCAAGAUCGCCAAACAUUCCUCCUCAGCGCACCCCCAGGUCAUUACUGGCCAGCUUCUUGGAAUGGACGUGGACGGCGAGCUCCAAGUGACAAAUUCCUUCCCAUUCCCAUCUGCCGAUCCUGCUGCCUCUAGCGGCGAUUUCAAUGAUAACAACAGCUCCGCCAACGCUGCUGCAGCCGCCCCAAGGGCAAAGGCAAAUGCUUUCUACCAAGCAGAGAUGAUGAGGUGUCUGAGGGAGAUGAACGUGGAUGCGAACAGCGUUGGAUGGUACCAAAGUGCCAACCUGGGAAAUUUCUUGAACGCCAACUUUGUCGAGAACCAAUAUUUUUACCAGUCAACUCUCAAUGAGCGUACCAUCGCCCUUGUUCACGACACUGCUCGCAGUGCACAGGGGACACUUUCACUCCGUGCAUUUCGCUUAACGCCUGCAUUCAUGGCUGCUCAGAAAGAAGGGAAAUUCACCUCAGAAUCUCUUGCUAAGCACAAUCUCACCUAUCGCGACAUUCUCAUUGAGCUCCCUGUCACAAUUCGCAAUAGUCACCUCCUUACAACUCUUCUCCACCAACUUGACUCACCACCUCUUCCGGCUAACCCAACCCCAUUCUCCCUCUCUACACUCACCCCGACUCCAUUGUUCCCCAACUAUGAUAGCCUGGACCUGAGCAUCGACCCUUUCCUCGAGAAGAACUGUGACCUUCUUCUCGACUCGAUAGAGACCCACUACACUGAGCUCAACAAUGCCCAAUACUAUACCCGCCAGCUUGCGCGUGAACAGGCAAAGAUCACUGCAUGGCAAACCAAGCGGAAGAGCGAGAACGUACUUCGUGCAGCGGCAAAACAGGAACUGUUGCCAGAGGAUGAGUGGACCAGAAUUUAUAAGCUUCCCCAGGAGCCCAGCAGGCUUGAGAGUUUGUUGAACAGCAGACAGAUUGAGCAGUACGCAAAACAGGUGGAUGGAUUCACAGCUGGUGCGACAGCUAAGAUGUUUGCGGUAAACGCGGGCUUAAACAAGACAGAUUAA
This is a messenger RNA of Morchella importuna, 1080 nucleotides long. RefSeq lists its product as uncharacterized. Bases 1 to 1080 code for a protein of 359 amino acids. Gene Ontology annotation, molecular function: translation initiation factor activity; protein binding; metallopeptidase activity. The transcript has 4 exons. NCBI's taxonomy places the organism in Eukaryota, Fungi, Ascomycota, Pezizomycetes, Pezizales, Morchellaceae. Gene Ontology annotation, cellular component: cytosol; eukaryotic 43S preinitiation complex; eukaryotic translation initiation factor 3 complex. The record is from RefSeq and is a predicted model, not a curated record.